This is a messenger RNA of Cyprinodon tularosa, 2710 nucleotides long. It is a transcript of the gene phf2, whose product is annotated as PHD finger protein 2. Gene Ontology annotation, molecular function: histone demethylase activity; transcription coregulator activity. The annotation marks the transcript as partial. The record is from RefSeq and is a predicted model, not a curated record. Gene Ontology annotation, biological process: regulation of transcription by RNA polymerase II; protein demethylation. The transcript has 16 exons. Lineage: Eukaryota; Metazoa; Chordata; Actinopteri; Cyprinodontiformes; Cyprinodontidae.
UCCGCUGUGAGCGCGUGCAGGCAGUCAGCAGGGGGCAUCCAGUGAGUGGAAAUAUUCAUCAAACUAUGCAUUAGAGGAGCGAGCAUCGCUCCGCAGCAGGCAGCCUCUGCGGGUGGAUGGAGCAGGCAGGCAGCCUAGCUUGAUCCUGCCCCUGGCUGCUUUUUUUCUGCUCAUAUUGGAUCAUAUUGUUCCUCCUGCAGCCCCCCCACUCUGGCUGGGAGGGAAGGAACAUGGCGACGGUACCAGUCUAUUGCAUCUGCAGGCUGCCUUACGACGUGACCCAGUUUAUGAUCGAGUGCGAUGCCUGUAAGGACUGGUUCCACGGCAGCUGUGUUGGGGUUGAUGAAGACGACGCUCCGGACAUCGAUAUCUACCAUUGCCCCAACUGCGAGAAGACCCAUGGCAAAUCUACCUUGAAAAAGAAAAAGAACUGGAGCAAAUAUGACACCGGGCAAAGCGCAGACAUCCGAGCGGUUCAGAACGGCAGCCAGGUUUUCAUCAAGGAGCUGCGGAGCCGGACCUUCCCCAGUGCCGACGACAUCGUGGUGAAGCUGAGCGGCAGCCAGCUGUCCAUGGACUACUUGGAGGAGAACGGCUUCAACGAACCCAUCAUGGUUCAGAAGAAGGAUGGCCUGGGCCUGUCCAUGCCCGCCCCCACCUUCUACAUCAGUGACGUGGAGAACUACGUUGGUCCAGACGUCACCGUCAACGUGGUGGACGUCACCAAGCAGACGGACAGCCAGAUGAAGCUCAAAGAGUUUGUGGAUUAUUACUACAGCACCAACAGGAAGAAGGUUCUGAACGUGAUCAACCUGGAGUUCUCCGACACCAGGAUGAGCUCCAUCGUAGAGAGUCCUCAGAUAGUGCGGCGCCUGUCCUGGGUGGAGAACUACUGGCCCGACGACGCCCUGCUGGGGAAACCCAAAGUCACCAAAUACUGUCUGAUCUGCGUGAAGGACAGCUACACGGACUUCCACAUCGAGUGCGGCGGCGCCUCCGUGUGGUACCACGUCCUGAAGGGAGAGAAGAUCUUCUUCCUUAUCAAGCCCACCUCUGCCAACCUGUCCCUGUAUGAGCGCUGGAGGUCAUCGUCCAACCACAGCGGCAUGUUCUUCGCCGACCAGGUGGACAAGUGCUACAAAUGCACCCUGAAGCAAGGCCAGACACUCUUCGUCCCAUCAGGAUGGAUCAACGCCGUGCUGACCCCGGUCGACUGCCUGGCUUUCUGUGGACACUUUGUCCACAACCUGAGUGUGGAGAUGCAGAUGAGAGCGUAUGAAAUCGAGAAGAGGUUGAAGGUGAAGACUCUGACCCCGUUCCCCAACUUUGAGACGGCGUGCUGGUAUGUGGGACGCCACCUGCUGGAGCGCUUCAAAGGUUUACACAAAGCCAACAAGCAGCCCGCAGCAUACCUGAUACAUGGCGCCAAAAUCAUCAAUGGAGCCUUCAGAGCGUGGACCAAGAAACAGGCUCUGCUGGAGCACGAAGACGAGCUUCCAGAGAACAUGAAACCCUCCCAGCUCAUCAAGGACCUCGCCAGGGAGAUCCGGCUGUCAGAGAAUGCAACCAAAGCCAUCAAGACUGAAACCAGCAUCAAGCUGCCUGCAGAGGAGCCGGCUGGGACCCACUCUGAGGCCGAGGAGCUUGUUUCCCCGCCGCGCAGCCCUUCCCCCAGCAGAGAGAGGCCCAAGAAAAAGGCCUCCAAGGUCCCCAAGCCUGCAAAGGUCAAAGACGGAGAGAAGAAGAAAGUGAAGAAGACCAAGGAGCCAUCACCGCCUCCAAAGCCCUCCAGCUUCGCUGCCCUGGAGUCCCAUGCCAAGGAGAUCCUCAGCAAGAUGGACCAGCAGAAAAAGCCAAAGGUUGUUAAAAAUGUCCUCAGCGUGUCUGAGAAAGAGACGUCAAAGCAGAACAACAUGGACAAGUUUGACAUCAGAGAACAGAACAAAAACAAGACCGAAGCUAAAUGGAAAUACAAGAACAGCAAGCCAGACUCCCUGCUGAAGAUGGAGGAGGAGUGUCGGUUGGACAGAACGCCGCUGUCCGGGAACAAAGACCGCUUCAGCUUCAGCGUGUCCCACAGGAAGCUGGGCAGCUCCAAGACACUGAAACCUCAGACCAACUCCAGUGUUUUUGGAUCUUUACAAAACCUGAAGGAGGACAAAAGCAAAGCGGUGAGAGACGAGUAUGAGUACGUGUCGGACGAAGGUGAGCUUAAGAUCGACGAGUUCCCCAUCAGGAGGAAGAAGAACGCCGUGAAGAGAGACCUUUCCUUUCUGUCGGACAUCAGAGAACCUCUUCAGCCCGCCAAGAAGCCAAAGUUCCAGCCUCCGGUGAGCAAGGUGGGUUUGGUUGAACAGAACCAGAACCGAAUUCUCUGGGGCCGUCUUUGUCUGGGUCCAUGCAGGCGUUCUGUGGGAACGGGCUAUUCUGGAUGGAGAAACACCAGGGAACCAGAACUGGUCCGGAUGGAGAAACACCAGGGAACCAGAACUGGUCCGGAUGGAGAAACACCAGGGAACCAGAACUGGGAACCAGAACUGGUCCGGAUGGAGAAACACCAGGGAACCAGAACUGGACCGGAUGGAGAAACACCAGGGAACCAGAACUGGUCCGGAUGGAGAAACACCAGGGAACCAGAACUGGUCCGGAUGGAGAAACACCAGGGAACCAGAACUGGUCCGGAUGGAGAAACACCAGGGAACCAGAACUG